UGCUCUACUGUACAGGAGUCGUGUGCAGCGCACUGAUGAACCCCACGCUUGGCACCGUAAGAGUUCCAGCUAAUGAGUAUCUAUCCAAGGCAACCUACAGUUGCAAUGAUGGAUAUGUGUUGUCUGGUGAUGCUGUGACUACUUGCCUACUGACUGGACUAUGGUCGACAUCACCACCCACAUGCCAACGUAUACCAACAUGUGCUGUCCUUACAAUCGCCAAUGGGGAAUUCAGUGAACAGCAGACGCAGAGAUUGAACGCGGUUGCGAAUGUGACAUGCAACGAAGGAUACGAGAUCAACGGCAGUAGAUCUGUUGUGUGCUUGGAAAGCGGAAAAUGGUCUGACACUCCACACUGCAUGGAGAUACCGACAUGUGCAGUGCUCCAAAUCGCCAAUGGUGCAUUCAGUGAAGCGCAGACACAGAGAGUGAACAGUGCUGCUGAAGUGACGUGUAACACCGGAUACCAGAUCAACGGUAGUAGAUCUGUUGUGUGUUUGGAAAGUGGAGUAUGGUCCGACAAUCCACACUGCAUGGCCAAUCCCACAACUGCUCCAGUCACGGAGGCGGCCUGGCUCGAACAAUCUAACAGUCUAAUCGUCAUCAUUGUGGUUGGCGUGCUUGGCAUCCUGCUCCUAUUCUUCAUCAUCGCCUUCAUCAUCGUGCGACGAGGAGCGUCUGGUCACAAGGGCGAAAUCACGUUCAACAACCACCAGGCUGAGGAAAGCUAUCAAAUGGACGUGCAGAAUAGCACCACCACCUCCACGUUCACGCAGAAAACCGAUUCAGCCGCAGACAUGUACGCCGUACCGGAGAAAGCGCCAAAAAAGCCCGCCCCGCAGGUUUCUGACGAAGGCAUCACGUAUGCAGCAGUGGAGUUUUCGGCCGACCGGAAGCCCACUAUCUCGGUUUCACCCAAAGUCGACGACAACACCACCUACAGUGAUGUCACAUUCCUGCGAAAAACGGCCACGUAACUCAAUCUUUUGCCAUGUUUUACCACUAUUUUUUUCAUUUCCAAACCCAUUGCUAUGGAUGCGGUAUGCCAAGCUUGCCUUGGGAACUGCUUUAUUUUGCUAUGUCGUCACAAGAUAGGAUUUAAACAUGGUAAUUUUAACUAUCAAUAAUAUGCGUAGGCCAUACACCUAAUGCUACAUUUGUUUCAAUUACAGAGGCAAUCUUUUUUGGUUUAGAUCUUUUUGAUGCUAGAUAUUCGCUUGCCAUAGCUUUUUCCUUGUAGAUACCCCCAUUUUCAUGUGUCUUCAGCAUGAGCUCAAUUAUCUUUACAUCAAUGCAAUUAUGCUGAUUACCGGUAUGUGCAAUGCCACAUUUGGAGGAGUAAUUCAGGCCUGGCCCGAUUUAGUGGUGGCCUACACAUAUGGA
This is a messenger RNA of Sycon ciliatum, 1383 nucleotides long. RefSeq names its product sushi, von Willebrand factor type A, EGF and pentraxin domain-containing protein 1-like. Lineage: Eukaryota; Metazoa; Porifera; Calcarea; Leucosolenida; Sycettidae. The transcript is spliced from 4 exons. The record is from RefSeq and is a predicted model, not a curated record. The coding region runs from base 36 to 977 and encodes 313 amino acids.